AAAAAUUAAAAUCCAAAAAGCUUAAGCUUCAAUCUUUCUGUCUAAACUUAUGCUCCAUUUCGUAUUGGUCUUCUUAAAUUAAACUUAUCAAAUGUUUUAAUACUAAGGAAAAGCAAAAUAUCAAUGAAUAUUUUUUUUCCCUCAAGACUAUAAAAAAAACUUUCUAGAAGUUCAAAUUCGGAAAAGAAAUGGUCCAUUCCAUCAAUACUAAUAUGUUUGAACAAGAAAACAUAAAUGAAAAUUUGAGACCCGGUUGAACACAGCAAUUUUCGAUCAAUGAAAAUUUACGGAAACAUACAUAGAUGUCAAACAAAACAACCAGAAGUAGAUUAACUAAAAUUCGAUUAAGUUCACGCGCUUAUCGAGACAUUUGAUGUUUGGGUUUGACUCGAUAACUAAUUAGAAUAGCUCAACUCAAUAUUAAACGAGUCAAUCUCAAGUCAAUUUCGAAUAGCUCGCGAGUCGGAUCGACUCGAUUACACCCCUAAUCCGGAGCCACUUCUUGGACAUUUUUAAACUGAUUUUAAACUGAUCGGUUUUGGUUUUCGGUUAUGGCUCCCGUCCAAAUUAGCCCAUGGGUGGGCCUAGGUGACAAAAACGCUCUCUCACCCUUAAACAAUUUACAAAUCAAAUCGAACUAAAAGUGACUUUUUUGCUUUUAAUAUUUUGAUUUUUAAUAGUUAAAACUAAAACUCAAAUUCAACUUUUAUUCAAAUACUUUGAUUCAAUUAGAUACCGUCUAUUAAUUAAAUUUUGACUGAAUAAUGCACACACACCCUAGUGAAAACUUCUAUGAAGAAAAGUAUAAUCAAAUUAAUGACCGUCAUCAAGUGGUCAGAAAAGUUGCUAUCAAAAUUGAAAAGUAUUAACAAAUUGAAGGACCUACAAUUUCUUAUCACAUUUCAACAUCUUAACACCUCUGUCUUCCUAGAACCUUAAAUUAAUUCUGCAAACACAAAUGCACUCAUAAACUAAUUAAUCUCACAACAUGUCAAGAUUUUAAUUACUCAAUUACAGCAAAAUGAUAAGUUUUCUUCCAUUUCUGUCCUUUUUUUGUUUACUUCUUCGUUAUUCAUCAGCAACUAUUACACCAGGUUCAGUUCUGUAUGCUUCUUCUGACAACACAAAUGAAUCAUGGAGUUCUGAUAACCAAACUUUCUCGUUCGGUUUCAUCCCUCUCAGCCCACAAACUUCACCACCGUCAUUUCUAGCCGCUGUUUAUUAUUCCGGCGGCAUCCCCAUUUGGACCGCCGGUAAUUUUCCUGUUGACUCUGGUGCUUCUCUCCAUUUCCUCCCCACCGGAACUCUCCGCCUACUCAACGGCUCCGGCGACACUGUCUGGGACUCGAACACUCAGAAUCGUGGAGUUUCCUCAGCUUCUCUUGAAGAAACUGGCAACUUGGUUCUCAAGAAUGAAACUGCCACUGUCUGGUCAACUUUUGAUAACCCUAGUGACACAAUUGUCCCAACACAGAAUUUCAAAGCUGGUCAGGUUUUACAAUCUGGAUUUUACUCAUUUACCCUUCUUGAAUUUGGUAACAUAACUCUUAGAUGGAAUAAUAGUAUUACAUAUUGGAGUAAGGGUUUAAAUUCUUCUUUUAGUAAUGAUAAUACAAGCUUAGUUUCUCCUAGUUUAGAGUUACAACCAAUCAUUGGAACCCUGUCUGUUUUUGAUCCGACAUUGCCCACGAGUGGUGCAAUCAUAGUUUAUAGUAAUGAUUAUGCUGACGGUGGUGAUGUGUUAAGGUUUAUGAAGCUAGAUGAUGAUGGAAAUUUAAGGAUUUAUAGUUCAGAAAGAGGCAGUGGGAUUCAAAUAGUGAGAUGGUCUGCUGUUGAAGAUCAGUGUAGAGUCUUUGGUUACUGUGGAGAUAAUGGAAUCUGUAGUUAUAAUUCUACUAGUCCGGUUUGUGAUUGCCCGUCUCGGAAUUUCGAACUAAUCGAUCCGAAUGAUAGUCGAAAAGGGUGUAAAAGGAAAGUUGAAAUUGAGAAUUGUCAAGGCAAUGUGAUAAUGUUAGAUUUAGAGCAUACAUUGCUUUUGACAUAUCCUCCACAAAGUAUUUUUGCUGCUGGUACAGAAUCAGAGGUUUUCUUUGCAUCUGUAUCAUCUUGUAGAUUGACUUGUUUACAGGAUUCAGGUUGUGAAGGUUCAACUUUAUUGUCCGAUGGCUCAGGCCAAUGCUACUUGAAAAGGCCCGGUUUAGUUACAGGUUACACGAAUCCUGCACUUCCGUCCACUUCACAUGUCAAGGUUUGCCCGCCGGUGAUUCCAAAUCCAUUACCUACUUUGCAAGUCUCUGAGGAGAGUGACGGUUGGAAGGUGGACGGUUGGAUUUUAGGCGUCGAGGCGUUGGCUAUUAUUAUAGGUAUGUGUAUCUUGGAAAUUGGAUUAUGGUUCUGUUUUUAUAGAAAAAGCUCUAAAUUUGGUGGACUAUCAGCCCAAUAUGCUCUUCUUGAGUAUGCAUCGGGUGCUCCAGUUCAGUUCCGGUAUAAAGACCUUCGAGGCGCGACGAAAGGGUUCAAUGAGAAGCUUGGAACAGGAGGGUUCGGUAGUGUGUAUAAAGGAGUUCUUGGUAACGGAAUGAUAGUUGCAGUGAAACAACUUGAAGGAAUUGAACAAGGUGAGAAACAAUUCAGAAUGGAAGUUGCUACUAUAAGCAGUACUCACCAUCUGAAUUUGGUGAGACUGAUCGGAUUCUGCACGGAAGGGCGACACAGAUUGUUGGUUUACGAGUUUAUGAAAAAUGGUUCUCUUGAUCAGUUUCUUUUCAUAACGAAUAAUAAUAAUCAAAUGGGAAAAUUGUUGAAUUGGGAGCAGAGAUUCAACAUUGCUCUUGGAACUGCCAAGGCAAUCGCGUACCUUCAUGAGGAGUGUCGAGACUGCAUUGUUCAUUGCGAUAUAAAACCUGAAAACAUUCUGUUGGAUGAGAAUUACAGCGCCAAAGUCUCCGAUUUCGGACUUGCAAAGCUGAUAAAUUCCAAAGAGCAAAGAUACAAGACACUGACGAGCAUCAGAGGGACUAGAGGAUACUUAGCACCAGAAUGGAUUGCGAAUCUUCCUAUAACAUCAAAUUCCGAUAUAUAUAGUUACGGAAUGGUUCUGUUAGAGAUCGUGAGCGGAACGAGGAAUUUUGAUAUGUCAGCAGAAACAAAUAUGAUAAGGUUUUCAGUAUGGGCAUAUGAAGAGUUUGUGAAAGGGAAUUUUACGGGAAUUAUUGACAGAAGACUUGCAGAACAAGAAAUUGAUAUGGAACAAGUAAAGAGGAUGAUUCAAGUAAGCUUUUGGUGCAUUCAGGAGCAACCGACAAUCCGGCCGAGGAUGGGAAAAGUAGUUCAGAUGCUAGAAGGAGUAGCAGAGAUUGACAAGCCACCGGCCCUGACGGUCGGAAAUCCUGAAAGGCCUAUCGGUGUCUCUCACAGAGGCUCGGGACCUGUUUCUACCUCGCCUUCAUCAUUCCGAGCAGCCGGAUUCUCGAAUUUCACUUCCGAUGGAAACUUGGAAAAGGCUUCGGCUUCCCUUAUAUUUUCAGGAAACAACUCAAUUGCAUAGUCAUUGUAAAUAUGUUGUUUUGACAUUCUUUUCAUUGUACCUAUAUAGCCUGAAUUGCUACUUAUAAUUAGUACCAGGGGCGGAUCUACUUGAAGGCUAGGGUAGGAUAGAGCACGGGCUGCCGUCAAAUAAUCGAAGGAGUCACGGUGGAGGCCGGUGGAGCAGCAGCAAAUAUUUGUUGCAGGCAGCAGCUUUCAGCCAUGGCUGCUCAAACGAAGAAGACGACCUUGUUUUAGUUUAGGUUUACAAAUUUAUGGGCCAAGUUUGGGCAUGGUUUGAUUUUGUAUAAAAUGGGCCAAUCUGUAUAGUAAACCGAUGAGUUCAACAGUUCCUUUUAUUUUAGACCCAAAUUAUCAAAUUUCUUAAAUCAAUUCCUAUUUUUUUAUAAA
Messenger RNA from Mercurialis annua (annual mercury), 3936 nucleotides. RefSeq names its product G-type lectin S-receptor-like serine/threonine-protein kinase At1g34300. Lineage: Eukaryota; Viridiplantae; Streptophyta; Magnoliopsida; Malpighiales; Euphorbiaceae. The record is from RefSeq and is a predicted model, not a curated record. Gene Ontology annotation, biological process: recognition of pollen; protein phosphorylation. The transcript is spliced from 2 exons. Gene Ontology annotation, molecular function: protein serine/threonine kinase activity; ATP binding. Bases 1022 to 3547 code for a protein of 841 amino acids.